CGCAGCUCUCUGUCCUCUUCUUGUUUCGUCAUCUGCGCAAAGUGGAUCACUCAGGGUGCCACAUUUCUUUGCCUUGCCUUGCUUUCUUUUUUCUCGCUUCUUUCGAUUUAUUUUACCUGCUAUAUCUAAAUUUUAUCACUGCAAACAGAGGACGCUCGCAUGAUCUCGAUAAAGUUGCUUUAUUUUGCCUCGGCGCGCGACGCAGCCCACGGCUUGAGUAGCGAGACAAUUGAGCUUGAGCAGCAGGCGCCCGCGACGCUUCAAUCGGCCGUAAAUAUAAUUAGGCAGCGGCACCCAAAUAUGGAAGCUGUCUUGAAAACUGCGCUGUUGUCAUUGAAUCAAGAGUAUUGCGAGGCUGAGAAUACGCAGGACAUUCUGCUGCGCGACGGCGAUGAAGUGGCAGUAAUACCGCCAGUGAGCGGCGGCUAACCAUAUUUCUGGAAAUAAUAUAUUAUAUAUGAAUAUACAGCGGUGCUGCAAUUGAAAAAUAUAUCUAUACAAUUGCUCCCGCAAGGUCAGUGCGACUGGGCGGCGGAUGGCCA
Messenger RNA from Kickxella alabastrina, 542 nucleotides. RefSeq names its product molybdopterin synthase, small subunit CNX7. Gene Ontology annotation, cellular component: cytosol. Gene Ontology annotation, biological process: Mo-molybdopterin cofactor biosynthetic process. Bases 160 to 429 code for a protein of 89 amino acids. The transcript has a single exon. NCBI's taxonomy places the organism in Eukaryota, Fungi, Kickxellomycota, Kickxellomycetes, Kickxellales, Kickxellaceae. The record is from RefSeq and is a predicted model, not a curated record.